Molecule: messenger RNA, 2917 nt
Organism: Varanus komodoensis (Komodo dragon)
Lineage: Eukaryota; Metazoa; Chordata; Lepidosauria; Squamata; Varanidae
Gene: PPP1R11
Product: protein phosphatase 1 regulatory inhibitor subunit 11
Exons: 3
Coding region: 178-573 (131 amino acids)
Cellular component (GO): nucleus
Molecular function (GO): protein serine/threonine phosphatase inhibitor activity; protein phosphatase 1 binding
Source: RefSeq, a predicted model, not a curated record
GAGAGGCUGCAGCACCUGCGAGGGAGGUGGGGGAGACGAGCCGCGGCGUGAGGGCGGCAGGUGCGGCGAAAGAGGCCCCUGACGCGGGGAGGGUCUGGGCGAGCUGGGUCGGAGGCGUCCAGUGAGCUUUCCCCCUGCAGGCGGCGACGCAGCGGGCCGGGCCCGAGCCGUAUUGCUAUGGCGGAGUCAGCGGCCAGCGUGGGCGCCUCCGCGACGGUCACCGAGACGGAGGUGACUGAACCGGAGAAUCGCAGUCUCACCAUCAAACUGAGGAAGCGAAAACCAGCCAAGAAGGUGGAAUGGUCAAGUGACACAGUGGAUAAUGAACACUUGGGACGGAGAUCUUCCAAAUGCUGCUGCAUCUAUGAGAAGCCGCGAGCUUUUGGAGAGAGCUCCACAGAGAGUGAAGAUGAAGACGACGAAGGCUGUGGCAAUGCCCACUGCAUCCGGGGCCACAAGAAAGGCCAGCGGGGGAAAGUGCAGGGUAAAGAAGGUGACUCUGGUCCAUCAGAGAGCAGCCCCCGGAAGUCGGAGCCGCCUGACCAAAACCACUCCGCUGCCAUGCAACACUGAGCCCCACCUGGCCAAGGAAUGGGGGAGGAAAGCCCCACCUCCUACCCUGAGCAGGGACUGAUGCUGCCCCGACUCUGGGGCAAGGGGGAGGGAGGGGAGGGCUCAUGCAUCCUCUGCUGGUGCUGACACUGCCUCAGCUCUGGGGCAAAGGGGAGGGGGGAGGGCAGGGCAGGGCAGGGCACGUGCAUCCAGCUCCCCGUCCGUCUCGUGCCAUUGCUGCUGCUGUCGUCUGUCUGUCCAUCCGUGGCUGGUGAGUCUGUCUGGUGCUGCCCAUCCUCACCCCCCAUCCACGUGGAAUGUAGUGAUGAGCCUCCUGGGCUCUCUGGCUGAUGCUUUCCCUCCUGGCUUCUUAAUUAAAUGUGUGUAUCAGUGAUGAACAAGGUAGGAAGUGGGCUUUGGAAAGGGCAGUGAUGGAGCUGCAUCCAAGCCCCUUCUGAUAGACAUGCAUCCCUCUGUUCCCUCCUCCCUCUCUCUCACCCCCCACACCUUUGCUAGGCUCCGAGUCCACCCUCCCAGUUCCAGCCGCCCUCUCCCGCCCAGUCCUGUGUGUCCUCUUCCUUUCCGCGCUCUUGCCCAGCCAAGCUUGCUGGUACCCUCACUUCCUCUUCCUGCCCCAGCUGCACUCACUGCUCCCUUCUGGUCCCUGUUGCACUCCUAGACUCAUCACUGCCUGGUCACUGCAUCUGACACACAGCUGCCUUAAGGACGCAGCCUUCAGGUCUCCCCAUGUCUUUGAUUUCUGCCACCUGUUUGUUACUACACACCUGCCUUUUUUGUUGUUUUCAGUUUUUUUAAAAUCUCCCGCUGUGUUUUUUAAAAACACAAGAAAGCACCCAACAAUGUAUAUUUUUCAGUAUGCUAUGGACGGUUGUAAGAUAAUUCUUUUCAGGGUGAACGGGAGGGUUAAGCAAGAGCAAGAAAUCCACUGGCUGUGGUACGGCCGGGAGUGUAGCAACUUUUACUGGUCUGGGGGAGGGAGCUGAAAACUGCAUGUUAGGAUUGAAUGUGGCAGCUGACUCUGGGCAAGAGUAAAUGAGGCUGGACUCAUUUGGAGGAAGUCCUGUGCUUGCUCAAACAAAAGCCAUGCCUGAACUUCUUGCGCAGUGCGAGGGAAACCCACCUCUGUUCCUGUUCCACACUUUGGCUGGGAUUCACACUGAAUGAGCCCCCGACCCCGAAAUGACACAAGAGGACCCUGGCAUUACAGUGUGGGGUGGAGGGGGGCUUUCUUCCAUUGCAUGACCCCCGGAUCAUUCCGUUGCUCUCGCUACCUGUGGCUUGAUGUUGGAGCACAGGCAAUUGUGUGUCCUUGGAACCUUAGUUUCUGUGUGCCAGGGUCAGCACGCUUCUACUUGCACAUAACGUGCAAUAAGAGGAGCAGUGGAGGGUGUCCAUAAUGCACUGGGUGAGCGUGUGGCCCACUGGCUAGUUCAGCAAGCCCCUUAAGGGCCACAUUCACCAGACUCUGGUGACUGUGCUGCACUUCUUGUCCGAGUCAAAGGAGAAGGUAUGCGUAACUGCAAGAAAGCGCUCUUUGUACCCUUACAGGUUGUACGGUGCCCUCUGUACCUUACAAUCACCUUACAAAACCUAGUCAUGACUGCAGCCUACCCCAGAAUGUUUCUGCAUCAGUCACUCCUUCCACUCCUGAUUGGAGGGCAGGCAGGCGGGCGGGCAGGGUGCAGUGGACAGCCUCCUCUGUGCCCAAGGGCUUGGGGUUCAGAGAAGCCUUUCCAUUUGUCUUGCACAGCGCACUUGUGUUCCUGCCACAGAGUGCCUGAAUUUUGGGGUGGUCAAAGCGGGCUGCUACCCUAUGAUUUCUGAUAGCCUUCUUUGGCUACUAUUCUUAGUUUACAGGUGGGAUAGCGUGCUUUGGCCAAAAAUUGGGGUGGCAGAGUCAUGAGCUUCCCUGCCUGUCCUCCUCUAAUGUGAACACAGUCUGAGAGUUUGUGUUCGAGGGCAAGUCACAGAUCCCCAAAUGUGGCCAGAGGCAGGAGAACCCUGCCAGGGCUCAGUGGCUGCUGUCAACCUGUCCUGUGAACCAAGAAAGUGGGGUGGUGUCCUCAGCUUGCACAUGUUGGACCAUAGGGGGACAAGGUCUGGUGUGGGUUUUUUCUGGGGUAUUGUCAGCGAUGCCACUUGGCGGAAGGGAAGUUGCUGAGCAAGAGGGACCAGCGAGCCCGCUCUGGCUUGCAACACACAGGGGUUAUUAAUACUGUAUUUACACGCACGAACAUAAUGGGUAAAACGCUGUCACUUUUUCUCUUGCCCUGUCCUAAAAGAACACUUGUGAGCACCUUUAAAAAUGCCCGAGAAUUAAAAUGCAGAUGUUGGUGCAUUCAUA